CGCGGAACCUCCGUGCGCGGCGUGAGGAGCCGGGCGGGCGGGCAGUGCGGCGGCACGAUGAGCACGAAGCAGGUGACGUGCAGGUACUACUUGCAGGGCGUGUGUCGGGAGGGAAGCAAGUGUCAGUUCUCCCAUGAUUUGGCCACCAGCAAAUCCUCCACCAUCUGCAAAUACUACCAGAAGGGACAGUGUGCCUACGGCUCCCGCUGCAGGUAUGACCACGUGAGGCUCCCGGCGGCGGGCGGAGCCGCGGCCCCGCCGCCCCCCGCGGCCCCGGGCAGCCCCCGGGCGCCUCCCGAGCACGGCCCCGCCGCCCCGCGCAGCAGGAGGGAGAAGAGGACGCUGGUGCUGCGGGACAGAAAUCUGUGCGGCCCCAGCGAGGAGCAGCAGCGGCCCAGCGCCCCCAGCGGCCCCGGGGCUGCGGCGUGCUGCGGCCAGCCCGGGGACAGCGAGGAGGCCAAGCCCCUCUCGUACCUGGAGGCCAUCUGCAGCGGGCUGGAGGAGCCCGGCGCCGGCGGCUGCCCCCCGGCCGGCGCUGCCGAGCAGCUGUGUCCCUACGCCGCGGCCGGCGCCUGCCACUUCGGGGAGCGCUGCCUCUACCUGCACGGGCAGCUCUGCGAGAUCUGCGGCCUCCAGGUGCUGCACCCCUUCGACCAGGAGCAGAGGAAGGCCCACGAGAUGAUGUGCAUGGCAACAUUUGAGCACGACAUGGAGAGGGCCUUUGCCAUCCAGGCCAGCCAGGACAAGGUGUGCAGCAUCUGCAUGGAGGUGGUGUAUGAGAAGCCCUCAGCCUCAGAGAGGAGGUUUGGGAUCCUGUCCAACUGCACCCACACGUACUGCCUGUCCUGCAUCCGCCAGUGGAGGUGUGCCAAGCAGUUUGAGAACCCCAUCAUCAAGUCCUGCCCCGAGUGCCGGGUGAUCUCCGAGUUUGUCAUCCCCAGUGUGUACUGGGUGGAAGAGCAGGAGAAGAAAAAUGAGCUGAUUGAAGCAUUUAAGCAAGGAGUGGGGAAGAAGCCCUGCAAGUACUUUGAGCAGGGGAAAGGAACGUGUCCCUUUGGAGGGAAGUGUCUUUACCUGCACGCCUAUCCUGACGGGAGCCGCGCCGAGCCCGAGAAGCCGCGGAAGCAGCUGAGCUCCGAGGGCACCGUGCGGUUCUUCAAUUCCGUGCGCCUGUGGGACUUUAUCGAGGACAGGGAGAGCAGGAGCGCGCCCGGCGCCGACGGCGAGGUGGCCGAGCUGGGGGAGCUGUUCAUGCACCUCUCCGGGGCCGAGGAGGAGCCCGCUGCUGCCCCCUGAGGCCGCACGGCUCCGACCAGCCAUGCUUUUCCUCUCUCCAGCACAGGUAGAAAUAACGUGCCCUGGUGGUUACUUGUGCAGUCCUGGUAAAGUUUUCAGGUAGUUUUUAUAUGGCAACAACAACAAAAACAACAACAGCAACAAAAAAGACUAAAAUAUAUUUUAAAAAAAAGUAAGUUGGCUGCAUGGAAAAAAAUCCCUUAAUCCCAGGAGGGUUUUCUCCCUCUCUGGCCUAACAUAUGCUGUCUUGUGAGCUGAGUGGUAGUGUAAAUACAGGUCCAGUGAAAGCUUAAGCUGGUAAAAACUGUUGCUAAAUAGA
Messenger RNA from Oenanthe melanoleuca, 1615 nucleotides. RefSeq names its product makorin ring finger protein 2 (gene MKRN2). The transcript is spliced from 8 exons. The coding region runs from base 58 to 1296 and encodes 412 amino acids. The record is from RefSeq and is a predicted model, not a curated record. Gene Ontology annotation, molecular function: ubiquitin protein ligase activity; metal ion binding. NCBI's taxonomy places the organism in Eukaryota, Metazoa, Chordata, Aves, Passeriformes, Muscicapidae. Gene Ontology annotation, biological process: protein polyubiquitination.